This is a messenger RNA of Microthlaspi erraticum, 660 nucleotides long. The record is from the annotation of a GenBank genome assembly. NCBI's taxonomy places the organism in Eukaryota, Viridiplantae, Streptophyta, Magnoliopsida, Brassicales, Brassicaceae.
AUGGAACCCGUACAGCCACACCUCGACACCCUUGUCUCAGUCAGAGUAAUCCAUGGCGACGACGACAGAGGAAAAAAGCUCAUCACCGACAACAACGUAGAGCCUCGUCGGAGCUCAGUUCGAGAUACUGCUACUGCUUCUUCAACGGUCAAGCGAGAAGAUGAGAUAGUUAAAGAUGAGGAGAGGAGAUCCAAUGCGUCCCUGUGUUCCGUGGAAGUAGAUCUGGAGCUUGGGAUGCCUGAGAAACCCGUGCAUUUGUCACAACCUGAGAAAGAUUGCAGGAUUUGUCACAUGAGCUUGGAUGCUGCGAAUCUGGAAUCUGGUGUUCCGAUUGAGCUCGGCUGUUCUUGCAAAGAUGAUCUCGCCGCUGCUCACAAACACUGUGCUGAGACUUGGUUUAAGAUCAAAGGAAACAAAAUAUGUGAAGUAUGCGGUUCGAUUGCGGGUAAUGUCGUUGGAGUCGUUGAGGUUGAGUCUGAAGAAAGUCGUGAAGAAGCAAAUGGUAGAGUGAAUCAAGCUCUGAGAACAUCUGGUCCAAGAGGAUUGGCUGAAGCUAGAAGCUUUUGGCAAGGUCACCGGUUCUUGAAUUUCCUUUUAGCUUGUAUGGUCUUUGCCUUUGUCAUCUCAUGGCUCUUCCACUUCAAUGUUCACUCUACAUAG